UAAGCGCACACGCAAACGCAGGAGGCGUACAGCGAGGUUUCCGCUUCUCAGUUGGGCUCGGACCGCGGCUCACGAAAAACACCGUGUGUAACGUACAAGGUUGACGCACUAAGGUAAGAAAAAAAGCAAGAAGAGAAGCGAACCGACCGAGCAAAAAAAAAGAAAAAAAAAAAUGUCUGAACCCAAGUACCGCGAGUGGAUCCUGGACACUAUCGACUCGCUGCGGUCGCGUAAAGCCCGGCCGGACUUGGAAAGGAUUUGCCGAAUGGUCCGGAGACGACACGGGUCCGAGCCUGACCGAACCUGCGCAGAACUGGAGAAACUGAUCCAGGAGCAAACCGUGCUGAAAGUUAACUACAAGGGCUCUAUUUCAUACCGAAACGCCGCCAAGGUUCAGCGGAGAAGCAGAAAAAAAGACGAUGUAACGUUAACGACGGCAGCGAGAAGGAGCGCGGUGGAAGAAGCCAGUCAUUCUGACUUGAGCAACGGGGACAGCGCUGCUUUCGGUCCUGUUGACCAGGACGAGGAGGAUUUGGAGGCUGACACCUCUAUGGCGAUGGACACAGACAGUAAUGCAGACGAGGAGGGGGCCGAUGAGAGCCGGGAUGGGCAGGACGGACCCUCUCUCGGCCGCACGUAUGAAGAUGCUGCCGUACACUGUGCCUCUGUGCGAGCCGUCUCUGCCCCUUGCUCUCCCUCUGGCACGCGGCCUGGCCCCGGCCCUGGCUGCAGCCCUGGCUCGGGUCUGGACUGUGCCUCUUUCCAGAAGGCUGGUGAGAGGCCCAGCUCCUUGCCCCCCUCCAGCCCCAGGGCCCUCACACACAAUGACUGGGCCUAUCAUUCUGCUGUCUGCCCAGCGGAGCGCCAGCACCCAGGAAUGCAGAGAGACAAAGCAGCAGCCACAAAGCCAGCAAUCCCCUCUCCAACAAGCAGCCCCUGUGCUUUAAAGAACAACGUGAAGAAAGAAGAUGGAGGCAAGGCGGUGGAUAGUGGCCUUUCGUCUGACCAGUUGGUACCAGACUAUGCAGCAGGGCUGAAUGAGACCAAGAAUGUAUCUGAUGGAAGACCACAAACACUGUCUUUGCCACCUGACAAUUGUACAUUAAAGAACAAGAUAGACAUAACUUCCUUCACAGCAGCCGAAGACAGUCUUCUGAACGGUGGUAAAGUCGAUGAAGUCUCUGUGAAGAAAGAGAAGAUGAGCCAGAACUUGAUGCAGUGGACGGUGGCAGAUGUGGCCAGUUACUUCUCGGCUGCAGGCUUCCCAGAGCAGGCUGUGGCAUUUCGAACGCAGGAAAUAGAUGGGAAGUCCCUCCUUCUAAUGCAGCGCAGUGACGUGUUGACCGGUUUGUCAAUUCGACUCGGCCCCGCCCUCAAAAUCUACGAGCGUCACGUAAAGGUGCUGCAGAGGACCCACUUCUUGGAAUAUGAGGACCUCUGAAGUGGUAAAUCACAUGACAGACUAAUGCUGCAUUGACCCAAACGUGCAUGCAGUGCCCUCUCCCAUCUAGAUCCUUCCACCCACCUUCAUAUACAGAGUAUGUAGAGGGUGAGUGGGGUGGGGAUGGCUGCGGUGGAAUUGACUUUCACUGUGAGAAUGACCAGAAACUGAAAGACAAGUCAUCCUACCUCUCAUUAUGAUCUUUGUUUGUCAAAUGGUUUUCAUUUCACCCAUGUGGCUGUUGGAUUGCAUAAUCAAGGGAGAAGCCUGGUACGUUCAGAGCGUGUUUUAAAGCGGAUGACCUUCCUGCAAGAGCAAAACACCGAUGAUGCAGCCAUUGGAGGGGACUGAGCCUUUUACAAAGUGGACCACCUCUGGGCUAAUGUACCCACUGAGACAUGACUGCAUAGCGCUGGGAGCAAACUGUUUCGGGUCCACGAGAAAAUGUUGCAUUUUGCUCUAAAAGUCCUCCCUGCAUCCUCGCUCAACCUGUUGUGCCACCUUCUGUUUGUCCAGAGCCAGUUUGUAAAACACAGAUAAAGCACAUCUGUUGUGAGUUUUCCUUUUAUUCCGUUACAUUAAAUGUCAUCAAAGUGCUGGGGAAGUCAGACGAUCUACAUAUCUGCAUCGCACGUCUGAUUCCUGACUCAUCAUGCCACCAAUAGCUGCUGAUGUUGGAUUAUGUCUUCAGUGUCUCACAGAGAUAUAACCAAUAUGAUAUACUACUACCUGCUGGCAAGGCAAUAUGUGGUUUUUUUUUUCUUUUUCUAUUAGAUGUGACUGUGGUCCAACUUAAUACAGUUGCAUUUUGGGGAACAAUUGCAGAUAGAUGUAACCAGGCAAAUGUGCAGCCUAAUGGAAUUUGCUUUCAUGCACAAAUAAAAUAAAGUAAUAAACUUUGUGAAAUGUCAUUGUAAUACUGAAUAUAUUGUUUUAAAUUUAAUACCGCUGCUCAGUGCCUGUUUACAGAGCAGAUAUCUUGAUCAAAUGCAAUAUUUCAUGUUAUCACCCAUUUAUAAUUUGUCCUGUGUCUCUUUGUGUUUUAAUGUAAACCAGCCUCUUGAAUUGUAACAUUCCACAUGAUGUAGUCUACAUCUCCAAUGUAUCUCCCCCCCUUUUUAUCUGUAACAUUUACACUUCUUCUUCCAGAGUCACAAAUAAAGCUCGUGUCUCUCUGUUCA
Molecule: messenger RNA, 2622 nt
Organism: Plectropomus leopardus (leopard coralgrouper)
Lineage: Eukaryota; Metazoa; Chordata; Actinopteri; Perciformes; Serranidae
Gene: samd1a
Product: sterile alpha motif domain containing 1a
Biological process (GO): negative regulation of DNA-templated transcription
Cellular component (GO): nucleus
Molecular function (GO): chromatin binding; DNA binding; histone binding
Source: RefSeq, a predicted model, not a curated record